Messenger RNA from Jatropha curcas, 2030 nucleotides. Its product is annotated as alpha/beta-Hydrolases superfamily protein. NCBI's taxonomy places the organism in Eukaryota, Viridiplantae, Streptophyta, Magnoliopsida, Malpighiales, Euphorbiaceae. Gene Ontology annotation, biological process: lipid metabolic process. The record is from RefSeq and is a predicted model, not a curated record.
CUAUUUCUAGAAGUUCUUCUACUUUGAAAUCCACCUCAUAUCUCUGAAGUUAAAGAGACUUCUUUCCAAUUUACACAUUUGUCCCUCUCCUUUAAACUCGUAGUUACAACCAAAUCCAAGUGUCAUUAUCUAAUUCGGUCUACCUGUUUCUAACAAACCUUGCAGGAAGUCUAGUGGGUCAAAAGAAAGUAGCUACGGUACAAAUCGUAGCCCGUGGCUGCCUCUUCUACAAAUCGUAGUCUCGUCCCUCCCUCUCUGGAACCAGACAUCGCCCAUUUUUAAUUUAAAAAUCCAUAGCUUCUCUGUUCAUUUAGAUCCGUUUUCAGAUUUCAGACUCAUAGGCACGCGCAUUUUGACCAUUGACGAAUUAGAUAUAUAUAUAUAUAUAACAUUAUCAGACUAAUCACAUGCAUACGCUUACAUCUAAGCUCGCGUUUCAAUUUAUUGUCCAUGGAUUCUCUCAAGGUUGAAGAAGAAGGUACUGGUUCUAGAGCAGUAGAGGAUGCUGCUGUUGCUUGUACUACUUUUCCGCCGAAUGGAAGAUCGGAGAUGGAGUUGACUCAGACAAACAAGGAAGUGAAGAAGAAGAGGAAUAAGAAGUGGAAGAGAAAAUAUUCUUAUUUGCCAAGAAUUGGAUGCUUGAGAAUAGAAGAAGAUGAGGAAGGGAAUUUUGAUGCGGAGGUGGAAAAUGUCGGAGAGCCUGCCAAUCCGGUUCACUUGGUAGUUAUGGUCAACGGCUUGAUGGGCAGCGCUCAGAAUUGGAAAUUUGCUGCCAAGCGGUUUCUGAUACACUAUCCCCGAGAUAUUAUUGUUCACUGCAGCAAAGCUAAUUCGUUAACAUUGACAUUUGAUGGUGUUGAUGUAAUGGGGGAGAGAUUAGCAGAAGAGGUUAUAUCAGUGAUAGAGCGUCACCCCUCUGUAAAGAAGAUAUCAUUCAUAGGCCAUUCUUUAGGUGGGUUGGUAGCAAGAUAUGCCAUCGCUAAGCUCUAUGGACGAUAUCCUGCAAAGGCACAUUCUCAAGGAAAUGGAGAUUGUAAAGGGGAGGUGUAUGGAGAUAGAGAUAUGGAGCAGGAUAAAAGCAGAAUUGCUGGAUUGGAGCCUAUGAAUUUCAUAACCUUUGCUACUCCACAUCUUGGUUCAAGGGGGCAUAAACAGGUCCCCAUGUUUUGUGGCUUUCACACUCUGGAAAAAGCAGCUUCUCAUAUUUCAUGGUUUCUUGGUAAAACUGGAAAGCAUUUGUUCUUGACUGAUGGGGACAAUGGAAAACCUCCUCUUCUUCUUCAAAUGGUUAGCGAUUGUGAAGAUCUUAAAUUUAUGUCUGCUUUGCAAUCUUUCAAGCGUCAUGUUGCCUAUGCAAAUAUACGUUUUGACAGUCUUGUGGGAUGGAGCACAUCAUCUUUACGGCAUCAGAAUGAACUUCCAAAGAAAAAGAAUCUUUCAAGAGAUGAGAAAUAUCGCCAUAUAGUACAUAUGGAAACAGCAAAAAGUUCUAGCCCCCAACAAGAAUUACCUUUGGACGCCAAAGUUGAUGAACACAAAUCUAUCGACAUGGAAGAACAAAUGAUCCAAGCAUUGACGAAACUGAACUGGGAACGAGUUGAUGUUAAAUUCAACGGAUACAAACAAAGAUUUCUUGCACAUAAUACUAUUCUGGUAGCGAGGUACUGUCUGUAUUCUUCUGGAGCUGACGUGGUCCAACACAUGAUUGACAACUUUCUUCUAUAAAGGUGCAAAUUUGUUGUAUUAUAUAAAUUAGUUAGUGCUUUUGCGACGACCCAUUAAUUGAAUCCUGAAAAGGGUACUUCUUGAUGAUCUCAUUGUGUGGUAAGAAGCUAAAAUGAGACAGAGCAGAGUGGAAGCCCUUGUAAACAGGUCUAUUGUACAAGUCCUUCCUCCAGUGUAAACUUGCAGGAUAGAAAGGGAGAGAAAAAUGAGAGAGGAGUUUGCAGGAAUUGUUUAUUAGCAAAAUUCAUGUCAUAUUCAAAAAAAUAAAAAAUAAAAAAUAAAAAUCCAUCUAACAUUUUAUUCCU